Messenger RNA from Melospiza georgiana, 1941 nucleotides. It is a transcript of the gene PRUNE1, whose product is annotated as prune exopolyphosphatase 1. Lineage: Eukaryota; Metazoa; Chordata; Aves; Passeriformes; Passerellidae. Gene Ontology annotation, cellular component: cytoplasm. Bases 318 to 1586 code for a protein of 422 amino acids. The record is from RefSeq and is a predicted model, not a curated record. Gene Ontology annotation, molecular function: exopolyphosphatase activity. The transcript has 8 exons.
ACUGGGCUGUACUGGGAUAGUCUGGGGUGAUACUGGGAUAGUCCAGGGUGAUACUGGGCUGCACUGGGACAGUCUGAACUUCUGUUGGGCUGCACUGGGUUUGUACUGGGCCGUACUGGGUUAUAGUGAGCUGUGCUGGGUUAUAGUAGGGUGUACUGAGUUAUCCUGGGCUGUACCAGGCUGUACUGGGUUAUACUGGGCUGUACCGUGCCGUACUAGGUUGUACUGGGCUGUACUGGGUUGUAGCGAGCUGUACUGGGCCGUACUGGUUUAUACUGGGGCCAUCCUGGCGGUUCAGGCCGUGGAUCAGCGCUGUCAUGGAGCGCUUCGUGCUGGGGAACCGGGCGGCUCUGCAGGAUCACGUCCAGCAGCACCAGGAGAUCCACGUGGUGAUGGGCAACGAGGCCUGUGACCUGGACUCCGCCGUCUCCGCGCUGGCCCUGGCCUAUUUCCUCGCCCAGACCACCCCGGCUCCCAAGGCCGCCUUCGUGCCCGUGCUGAACAUCCCCCGCGCCGACUUCGCGCUGCGGACGGAGACGACGUUCCUGCUGCGGGAGCGGGGCAUCUCGGACACCUCGCUGGUCUUCAGGGAUGAGAUCGACCUGGGAGGGCUGCACCACGCUGGGCUGCUGUCCCUGACUCUGGUGGAUCACCAUGUCCUGCCCGGUGCUGACGCUGCCCUGGAGGAGGCCGUGGUGGAGGUCCUGGAUCACCGACCGCUGGAGCGGGCCCGAGGCCCCCCGUGCCAGGUGACAGUGGAGCCCGUGGGCUCCUGUGCCACCCUGGUGACCGAGAGGAUCCUGCAGGGCCCCCCGGGCGUGCUGGACAGAACCACGGCCGCGCUGCUGCACGGCACCAUCCUGCUGGACUGCAUCAACCUGAGCCCGGCUGCAGGCAAGGUGACCCCCAGGGACGUGGCCUGCGUGUCCCUGCUGGAGGAGAGGUUCCCGGAGCUGCCGGCCCGUGACGCCGUGUUCGGAGCGCUGCAGGCGGCCAAGUUUGAUGUCACGGGGCUGACAACAGAGCAGAUGCUGCGGAAGGACCUCAAAGUCCUCUCCAACGACGAGGCUGUCGUCGGCAUCAGCGGCGUCUUCGAGGACUUGGAAACCUUCCUGCUGCGGCCUGGCUUGCUGCAGGACCUGGAGGCUUUCUGCCAGGCCCGUGGCUACGCCGGGCUGGUGGCCAUGACCGUGUCCUUUAACCAGCACCACGAGCCCACCCGCAAACUCGCCGUGUACAGCGCGCAGGAGCCCCUCCGCGGCACGCUGUGCAGGGCUCUGGAGGAGGCGACGGCGCCGUCGCUGCUGCUGCGGCCGCUGCCCAGCCCCUGGCCCCGCGUGGCCGCCUACGCCCAGGGCAACGCCGUGGCCACCCGCAAGAAGGUGCUGCCCAUCCUCAGGGCAGCUCUGGGGGGUCUGGGGGCUGCAGGGGGCCCCGAGGAGGAGGCGGUGCCCCCGCCCACGCCCAUGAACAGCCUGGUGGAGGAGUGUCCCCUGGCGCAGGCCGUGCCCCCGCUGUGCCCCCAGGACGUGCUGGAGCGGGUCAGCCGCAUCGCCGCGGGGCAGCCGCCGGGCUCCCCGAAAUAACAGAGGCGCCCCCGCGGAGCUCUGAGGUCUGGAUGAGAAGUUGGGGUCCCUGAGCAGGCCCCCGUGGGGUGCCCGGGUGUGGGGGGGUGGCAGCUGCCUCUGUCAGAGGUCAGCUCGUGGUUUGUGCCCCCCCCAAUGGCUCCCUGUGCCCCAGCGGUCCCCAAGGUGGGGUUUUGGGGGUGCCAUGGGCAGGAGUUGCACCCCCUUGAUGAAGGCGUUGGGGUGGGGGAGUUAACGAGUUAUUGAUGAUCUUCCUUCCGUGGGGGGCAGAGGGAGGCCCCAGAGGGUGGGUCCGGACAUGCAGCCGUCCAGAACUGUCACUGUUUCCCAAGGAUUAAAUUCCCCUUUAAAUUUC